UAAGAAGGGUAAUGUUGGUGGUUUGUGUCACUUGUCAAGAUUCCUCUAAUCUCUCUUGAAGAUGAAGAAUCAUUUGGGCAAAGUUUUGCUUCUUCUCCUUCUUCAAUGGGGAAGUUUAUUGGUUGCCCAUGCAUGCCCAUACUGCCCUUACCCACCAUCUCCGCCCAAGGUCCACCCUAAACCACCACUUCCCCCAAAGGUCCCAAAACACCCUCCAAAAGUUCAUCACGAGCCGCCGCCCUGUCCUCCCAAAUCUCCGGUAGUGCACCCGCCGCAUGUACCCAAACCUCCGGUCGUGCACCCGCCGCACGUACCCAAACCUCCGGUUGUGCACCCGCCGCACGUGCCUAAACCUCCGGUGGUUCAUCCUCCGUACAUUCCCAAACCGCCGGUGGUUCAUCCUCCGUACAUUCCCAAACCUCCGGUCGUUAAGCCACCACCCAUUGUCCCAACGCCUCCUGUCGUGACACCGCCUUACGUGCCAAAGCCCCCGGUGGUGACCCCGCCAGUACUCCCCCCGCCGCCGCCAGUGGUAAUAACACCACCGCCGUACGUGCCAAAGCCUCCGGUAGCUACACCGCCGCCUCCACUACCUCUCCCGCCAGUGGAAAAGCCAUGCCCACCUCCUCCUCCACCUCCAGUUGAAAAGCCGUGCCCGCCGCCGCCGCCGCCGGCGCAACCAACUUGCCCGAUCGACGCCCUGAAGCUGGGGGCAUGCGUGGACUUGCUGGGCGGGCUGAUCCACAUCGGAAUCGGCGGCAGCCCCAAGGAUACAUGCUGUCCAGUUCUGGGAGGACUUGCAGGGUUAGACGCCGGAAUAUGCCUUUGCACCACCAUUAGAGCUAAGCUUCUGAACAUAAACAUUAUCCUCCCCAUCGCGCUUCAAGUCCUCAUCGACGACUGUGGGAAGACUCCCCCGGAAGGGUUCAAGUGUCCCGCCUGAGAGGA
Molecule: messenger RNA, 948 nt
Organism: Ipomoea nil (Japanese morning glory)
Lineage: Eukaryota; Viridiplantae; Streptophyta; Magnoliopsida; Solanales; Convolvulaceae
Product: 36.4 kDa proline-rich protein-like
Exons: 1
Coding region: 62-943 (293 amino acids)
Source: RefSeq, a predicted model, not a curated record